This is a messenger RNA of Asparagus officinalis (garden asparagus), 1262 nucleotides long. RefSeq names its product UPF0481 protein At3g47200-like. Lineage: Eukaryota; Viridiplantae; Streptophyta; Magnoliopsida; Asparagales; Asparagaceae. The record is from RefSeq and is a predicted model, not a curated record. The transcript is spliced from 4 exons.
GCUUGCUUUCUUGGUUCAUCUCAUGAUGCACUUAUAUGAUUUUUUUUUUCAUUUAAUAUUACAUGAUGAUUUGUGUUUAAAUAGCAGAAGAAGAGCAGUAGAUUGUCGAGAUUAAAUCGGGAGUCAAAGAUGCUGAAGGAUCGGUCCUAAUUGAAAGGGAAAAAAAAAUUGAACUUUUCUUUUAAUUGCAUUGAUCACGAUGGCCAACGCAGACAAUAGCUGGGUGGUGGACAUCGAAAGCAGCGUCGGCACCUCAUGGAAGCUCGACCAACUUUGGACGAAACACUCAAUCUACAUGGUUCCCGCCCUCAUAAAAGACCUCAACCCCAAGGCCUACAAGCCUCAGAUCAUCUCCUUCGGCCCCUACCAUUAUGGCGACGAGAAGCUGCAGCCCAAGCCGAUGGAGUUCCACAAGCGCCGGGCCCUCGUCCACUUCCUCGAGAGAGCUCAGAAGCCCUUGCGAGGCUUCAUGAGCGCGCUCGAGGGGGUCGCGGGUGAGCUUAUGGACUCUUAUCAGGGUCUCGAUGGGAGGUGGAGGGAGGAGAGGGGGCGCCGGGAGUUCUUGAGGCUGAUGCUUUUCGAUGGGUGUUUUAUGCUGGCAGUUUUGAGGUUUUCGAAGGGUUAUCUGAGCGGUUAUACUGGUGGUUAUGCGUCUACUGAUCCCAUAUUUAGUGAUCAUGGGAUGUCGAAUGUCAUGCGGCGUAUAAUGAUGGAUAUGGUGAGGAUUGAGAAUCAAUUGCCGUUGUUUGUUCUGAAGAAGUUGGUUGCUACGGAGACUAGCGGAGCUCCGGAUGAUGAUGAUGAUGUGAUCAACCAGCUAGUCCACGAUUUCAUUGGGUUUACCACCGAUAAUCCCCUUAACUUCUAGGACGGGGUCCUGACCAUGCCCGCCAUCACCGUCGACGACGCCACAGAAUGCCAGUUCCUCAAUCUCAUGGCCUUCGAACGCCUCCACGUGGACGCCGGGAACACAAUAACGUCCUACGUCUACUUCAUGGACGUCAUGGUCUCCGCCAAGGACGUCGCAGUUUUGGUGUCUGAGGGGAUUAUACAUAACGCCGUCGGGACCGGCAAGGCGGUGGCGGAGCUGUUCAACAGCCUGGGCAGGUAUGUGUCGCUGGACUCCGGGAGCGGUCUCUACGACGUGCUUCGGAGUGUGGAUGAGUACUGCACGAGGGGUUAGAAUAAGUGGCGGGCCAAAAUGAUUCAUUUUUAUUUUAAAAGCCCGCUAGCUAACUCGGUGGCUGCUUUCGUGUUCUUGA